AUGCCCCAAUCCAACCCCCGCCGCAGGCCGCACGAGCAGAGUAGGGGCAGCAGGACAGAGGAGGGCCAAAACCAACCGGGGACAGCAGACGGGAAAGGCAGGCCAAUGAAUGGACCCUUCCCCUGCCCCCACCACCACCCCCCCACCACCACCACGCCGGCCGGCCAACCCCAGCCCAGGACACCGCCCGCCCAACCCGCCCACCCGCCCCCGGCACCGAACCCCCAGGACCCAGGAGGCCCCCCAGGCCCCGCCCCAGGCAGCCACAGGGACAGGGCGCAGAAGCGCCCAGAGGGGGAACCCAGGACCAAACCCCACAACCCCCCCACCUCCCCCACCAGUAGAACCGGAGGCCGCGCAGGCACCCGGCAGGCACCGCCAGCCCCCCGUCAAAAGGCCCCGAGCCCAACCACAGGCCCCAGCCACCCACACCGCGAAGGGCCCCACCAAACCCAACACCCCAACCACCCCGGGCGCAGGGCCGACCACCCGUGCCAGGCCGAAUCCCAAGGGCCAUCCGAGAGUUACCGCAAGGCCCCUUUAAAGCUCCUGUAUAUGUAUGCGGGUGUGAGCAUAUAA
This is a messenger RNA of Notolabrus celidotus (New Zealand spotty), 579 nucleotides long. RefSeq names its product proline-rich protein 2-like. Lineage: Eukaryota; Metazoa; Chordata; Actinopteri; Labriformes; Labridae. The transcript has a single exon. The coding region runs from base 1 to 579 and encodes 192 amino acids. The record is from RefSeq and is a predicted model, not a curated record.